Brassica oleracea var. oleracea is the source of this 951-nucleotide messenger RNA. RefSeq names its product probable inactive serine/threonine-protein kinase fnkC. The transcript has 5 exons. Gene Ontology annotation, molecular function: protein binding. The record is from RefSeq and is a predicted model, not a curated record. Bases 1 to 951 code for a protein of 316 amino acids. Lineage: Eukaryota; Viridiplantae; Streptophyta; Magnoliopsida; Brassicales; Brassicaceae.
AUGGGUUCACGCUCAGCAGUUUCUACAAUUGUGGAGAAGUGGAGAGAGCAUCCUCCUGCAUCUUAUUCCCUCAAGAUUCAAAGCUUCUCUCGACUUGAGAACUCGACUGCCUUCUCUGAUCAUAAAUUCCAAUCUCGCAAAUUCUCAUCUGGUGGAUAUAAAUGGAGACUGAUCGUAUACCCAAAAGGGAACCAAAAGGACAAUGGGAGUGGAUUUAUUUCCAUGUACGUAGAAAUAGACAGCAAAAGCUUGAUGGUAUUCACACCACCAACAGAGAUUUUUGCCGAACUUCGUUUCUUUGUCUACAACAAGAAAGAAAACAAGUACUUAACUAUUCAAGAUGUAGAAGUAAAGCGGUUCAAUGCCCUUAGAACGGUGUGGGGACUGGUGCAAGUUCUUCCAUAUGAUACAUUCAAUAACCCUGAAAAUGGCUACGUUUUCGAGGGAGGUCAAUGUGAGUUUGGUGUUGAUGUCAUUGUUGCUCCAUCCCUUACCAAUUGGGAAAUCCAUUCUUUUAAUGAGAAAUUCUCUGGUCCUAAGUUCUCUUGGGCUCUCAAGAAUUUUUCUGAAUUGAACGUGAAUAAUUUGACAUCAGAUAUUUUUUCAAUGGGAGGGAGAAAAUGGGUUCUAAGGCUGUAUCCCAAGGGCGACACUAUAGCAGAUGGUAAAUGGUUAUCCAUUUAUCUGGAAAUGGCUGCUAGUGAUACACUAAAAGAAGAUGAGAAGAUUUUUGUGCAAGCAAACUUACGAGUUCUAGACCCACUUGGAUCCAAUCACAUCCAACUCCAGAUGAACGUCUGGUUCGAAGUACAAAAUGCUAGUUGGGGUUGGAAUAAGUUUAUGUCCUUAGCUGAACUUCGAAAGACUUACUUGGACAACAAGGAACACGCGUUGAACGUUGAGAUGGAAUUUAAAGUUGUUUCUGCUACCAAUUACUCUCCCAUUAUAUAA